ACGUUCACCACACUAUGUUGGAUAUGUUCGAAUUUUUGACAUUUGGCUUGUCGGCACACAUCUCUCUGAAUACGAAUUUCAUCCUCUUGUUUUUGUUAUUCACUCGUACGCUUACAUACUUUCACCGUUAAUGUUCAAAUUUACUAGAAGAAAAUAUGAAGUUUCGAGCAUUAAUCCGUGACCAACAAUCCUGCCGAGAAUUUCACGAUAUAAUAACAACCAUUUCGAAAGUGGCACACAACAAAGAAGCAGCUAUAAUAAUCAAAACAAAUCAAAUUCAGUUAGUUGUAUCCGAAAAUGCAGCUCAUUCGAUUCCGUCGAUUUGGGCUGAGGUGGACAAAGACUCCUUUUUCCCUGAAUACAUAAUGAGCGGCGUCGACGAGGAGCACAACAAUCAGAUCGUUUUGACAUUCAAUCCCAUCAAAAUGGCUAAUGCAUUGACUAUGCUGAAAGGCGUCGUAAAAUAUUGUAAAAUCAAACUGACAAACAAAGACUUUCCAUGCCUGACGGUGCAGCUCGAGGUACCAUCGACUACCGGUCGGCAGAUCACACACGAUGUUCCUGUAACUGUUAUUCCGACACGCGAUUGGGCUGAAUUUGAAAUUCCCCAACUACCAGACUUCAAAUCAGUCAUAUCCAUGCCAACGCUGAAGUCCAUCAGAAAUCUAGUGGAAAAGAUCAAGAAUUUGGCGUCACACAUAACGUUCUUCUGUAACAAUUCCGGUGAAAUUGCUAUGGUCGUUGAAACUGAUGAAGUGACUGUGGCUAGCAACUACAAAAAUCUUGAAGUUCAACUAGAUGAUCCUGACGACAAGAAUUUGGAGGUGUCCUGUCGUGUUAGUGCCAAAGAAUUGGGAAUUUACUUCUCAUGCAAUCAGUUUCAGGACUUGAAAAUGUACUGUUGUGCUACGCAAGAUCAUGUUCUUAAAAUCGUUGUGGAGGUGCGGCCAUUCGUUUCGUUAAACUGUAUUUUGUGGGCUGUUGCGUUAUGAGAACAAUAAAUUAAGUUUGUCG
Messenger RNA from Bradysia coprophila, 1014 nucleotides. Its product is annotated as checkpoint protein Hus1-like. Gene Ontology annotation, biological process: nucleotide-excision repair; mitotic intra-S DNA damage checkpoint signaling; mitotic DNA replication checkpoint signaling. NCBI's taxonomy places the organism in Eukaryota, Metazoa, Arthropoda, Insecta, Diptera, Sciaridae. Gene Ontology annotation, cellular component: checkpoint clamp complex; nucleolus; site of double-strand break. The record is from RefSeq and is a predicted model, not a curated record.